CGUCCGUAUCGUCCCCUGUAAACAACGAAAAUCUCCGCGCCCUGCAUCCUACCCGGCACCCUGUCGUCCGUUUCCGCCAUUGGAUAGUGGCGUCGUUGUUGUCUUAUGUAUCGUCGUGUUUCCACAACAUCCCGACUGAAUAAUAUGACACAAAUGGCCGGUGGCGUGGCCAUUGAUUUGUACGCCGACGAUCUGGAACAAGACUUUGCUCAGGUAAUGUUUACGACACAUACGUAUGUUCGGCGCGCGCGUAUUGUACACCGUGUACAGGUUAUUGUUAGCCGUUCGGCCAUGUUUGAAAGCACAGCGGGCGGUUGUGUGUAGAGCCUAAAGACGGGGACGCUUACUAUGUCCCGGAUUGUCUCGAAUUUCGCGUAAAUUUCGCCUUGGCAUGAAGGCGUCUGGUUCUUUUGGUUCACUUACCGUUCUAUUCAGAUUUCUCAACCUUAUACGGGGAAGUUCAUUAAAUAAUUGGUAUAUGAGCGCUUUUUUAAGUUUAAUCUGCUUUCCGUCGACGAUCUUCGAAAACAAAGUGUAUGACAAAGUCUACAUUAACUUGACCAGUACCUACCGCUCACAAAGCAGUGAUUCGCUUUCUCGUGAAAUUUGUAUUCAAAAGAAUAUUAAAUUCCACAGAUCUUCAUUAGUUUUGUACUUCAAAUCUGUUUGCCAUUGUUUAUUAGAAAUUCAGUCAAGUUCUAUUGCCUUGACACAAUACUCAAAUGUCACUUUAAACUAAAACGAAUUGAUCAUUGUUUUUUUGUUUACUUAUACAUUUUGACUUGGAUUGGUAAUAAUUGUAAAUAACUUUCUAAUCUUAUGUAUAUUGUGAACCAAAUAGUUGAAACUAUUACUACAUAGGUGUUUUGUUUUGUUUUAUUUUGUUAUUUCUUGUACUGGUGUACCUAUAAUAUUUAGUUUUAUAUAGGCUUGAACUUAUGGAUUUUAAUAUGUUAAUACUGUUUAAAGUGAAAGAGUACAUUUGGUAUAAAAUUUAAAUACUUAAUUUUCUUGAUAUUAAAAGAGGUAGUUUUAUUUUUAGGAAAAAGUGAAUAUUUUUGUACUUUUAAGUAUUAAUUUGUUUAAUUUAUUACUAUAUUUGUUACAUUUAGUCCAGCUUUGAAGUGCUAUUUAAAGACACAAGCAGAUCAAUAUUUUUUAAUCACCUAAGUAUAAUUUCUCUAAAAUCAAACUAUUAUUAAGUAUUACAAACCAAUUUUAUCCUUGCUCACCUUAAAAUCAAAUAUGUAUGUAAAUAAUUUCUGGAUUAUAUUGUUAAAUGAUGUAUUGUUAUACAUAAUAAGGAAUUUAAAAUUUUUUUUUUAUUGUAAAUAUUUAAUUGAAUUAUAUUUCUAAGUGGCUACACAAUAUUUAUUAUCAUGAUAAUUGAAUGAAUAAGUUAUACUAGAAAAAGUAUCCUGUAGUUAUUUUUAAUUAUUUGACUAAUAACUAGUUAUACCUACUAGUUACUAGUUAUACUAGUUACACUUAUAUAAAUAUUUUUUAAUUACAAAUAUUAAUAGUACUCCUUAUAAUUUUUAAAGCAAAAUUUUAAAAAAAUUAGUUGGUUACCUGGUUAAAUACUAAAAAUAAUAUUGGUAGAUUACAAAAAAUAAACUGAUCCUGCUAAUGGGUGUGCCACUGAUGUCGGUAGGAAGUUAGGAAGGUACGAUAUAUGAAGUUAUCUAUGUACUUUAUACCUAUAUAUAACCAUAAAUUAUUGCUGAUUAAUUACAUUGAACUCAAGUUCUUUUUUACCACAAUGGUAGGAAUUGUGAAUUUAUUGAUUUGACAAAAAGUGCGAACUCUUGCAUUUAAGUAUAUUUAAUCAAAUAUUGUAUAUAUCACACAAGCCAACCAAUGCCUCAAUUCUUAGCAAAUAUAAAAUAUAUUAUCAGUAUUUUCUUUUUAUAGUCAAUAUAUUUUGAUAAGAUAUUUAAGAAAGCAUAUUUUAUAAAAAAAACACAUUAUUAGUAUAGUUUUAAAUUAUUAAUAUGUAUUAUAUUAUAUUAUUAUUACACAGUUUAAUAGAUCUUAAGUCAUAGGUCAUUGGUGGUACCCUGGGUGUACUUUGUGGAAGUAAUCUAUCAUUACACCUCAUAUUUAAACUUGGAAAAUGAAUAUAAAAAUGGAAAUGGAAAAAUAAAAAAAUUGAAUCAAACAUUUUUUUUGACUUAAAAAAUUAUCCUUAUUAAAUAUAUGAAAUUAAAAAUAUGUAGGUACAAUAAAUUGAGAUUCACCGUAUUAAAUCAUAUUCGUUAUUAAUUUAAAUAAAAAAAUGUAAGUUCAAAAGUUAAUUAUUUUACAUGUUAUUUUUAAUACUGUGAUUAGGGCAGCUACAAAUGAAAUCAUAUAAACAUGUUUUAUAUAUUGUACCAAGAAGUGAGCAAGUAAACUCAUUUGUUAAUAUGGAACACUCAUUAAGUUCAGUUUUAAGUGCAAUGUAUAUUUUUUCAUCUGUAAGUGAUUUAAUAUGCCUGGAAUUAAAGCUGAGAGGUUUGAUGAUACAUUUUGGUUCAGUUUUGAACCAUAAAUUAAAACUACUUGAUUUUAUAUGUUUUAUGUACUGAUUACUGUUACUGUAUAAAAAUAUUUAUAUAUUUUUAUCAAUUAAUAAAGGUGAUGUUUUAGCUUUGAUGUGUAGUUGAGUAUUUAUUGUUUUCUCAGUGAAGUGUUUUUAUUUAUUUACUUUCUAGUUGAACAUUUUAGUUCUGAAAUAUAUAUAAACAGUAAACAUUUAAUGUUUACAAAUGUUUAUACAAAAUAUAAAAUACCUAUAUAUAUAUUACAAUAUUAUAAUAUAAUAUUUAUGUGUAAAUACAAUACAAAUAUAUUACUAAAUUUAUCAAGUUUAUUGAUUUUCAAUAUGAUUCUUUUACAUUAAUAUAUUUUGAAUGUAUCCAUUUACCCAUCCUAGUACCCAUUUUUUGAAAAUGUUGUAGACCAAAACUUUAUAUCAUACAAUGUUGAAUGUUUUUUACUAUUUAGAAUUUGUUUGUUGAGACACACUUUUUGGAUGGCUAUCUAGUUUGUUUAUAUAUUUGUGGUGGAAGUAGGCUGCAAAUCAAUCUAUGGAUUGAAACCAUAGAGAGAAAGGAAAUUACACAGAAAAUCAAAAACGGCUUCUCCGUGUACCAAUUAAUGCUACAAAAAAGCUUUUUCUGUCAAUUUCUAAUAUGAGCAACACGUAUUUCUGGUAGAAAAGUUGCAUACUCAAAAAAAAUAAAUUAACACUUAAUAGUAAAACCAAUGUAUUCUUUGCUGCUAAAAAAAACCAAUUAGGUUAGAUUAUUGUAAUCUGUUGAAUUACCCCAGUUAUUAUUAAUUUAUGUUUGAUGGCAAAUAAUUUUUAUCAGACCAUAUACUAAAUAUUCCAAUAUUUUUUUUUUUAUUCAUUAAUAUUAGUUCUUCACAUCAUCUAAAUUACAGUUUAAUAUUGAGUUUUAAAGUAUUAUAAAGAUUAAAUAUUCAUCCAGUUUUUGUGAUUUUAAUAUUUAGUAUCUAGGUAAAUCAGUUACAUUAUUAUUCUCAGUAGGUACCUAUCUAUAUUUACUUCUAGUAUAACAAUUUUAAUUAUGAUGUUUAAUUUUUUUUUUUUAUUAUGAUUAAUUACUAAUACUUAUUAUGUUUGGUUUUUAUUUUAGGAAGAUUUUGCUGAAAAUGAUAAUGUUGAUUUAUAUGACGAUGAUAUGUCUGGGAUCAGUAUUCAGACACGACAGCCAGUUGAUAGGUCUCCUAAUAUGAAUACUAAAAAUAGCUCUUCAUUAGUGACCAAUGGCUCAUCUAGUAGCACUACAAGUAAUAACUCUACUUCUGGACGUCGUUAUCAAUUAUAUAUUGGUAAUUUAACUUGGGUAAGUAAAAAAUGUCAUUUCAUUUUUUCAUUGUUUUUACUGUUAUAAUAAUAAAAAUUAGGCAAUUAAUGAGAGAGUGGUAAAAAAAGUUUUAUAUACAAUGAUAUAUUUCCGUGGCUAGAUUAUUUCAAAGUGUUAAAUUUUAAAAUUGUUUUUUUUUUUACUAUUUAAGAAAUAAGCAGAUCUAACAUGUUACACUAACAUUAUUUUUGUGGGUAAAAUUACCCUACUUUUGAUUUUCAAAUGGCAAUUUAUAUUAUAAAUUCUAUAAAUAGAUGAAGUAUUAGUUUAAACAAGUCUUAGGAUUUUUUAUUUCUUGAAAAUGAUAAUGAAACUUUUAUUUUUGGGUAGAGAAGAGAAGUGGAGCUACAUUCAAACAUAAGUUUAUUUUUAUUUAUUAUUCUAUGUCCCAUUUACUUUAAAAAAAAUCUAUACCACUUCUCUGAUUCCAAGAAAUACCAUGAAAAAAUCUGAAGUUUAACAUCAUGGUGUCCUUGACAAAAGAUUGACUUGGGGUUCUCAUAUCAAAUCCAAAAGAAAAUAAUCUCAAUAAUAGACUUUUACUCCACCCAGUACUAAAAUAAAAACUAGCUCUUCAUACUAAGAUUACUGUUUCCAAAUCUCUAUUAAGACUUAAUUGGCCAUCCUAAAUUCAUACACUGAAGUGUGAUUGAAAUCCUUUUAACAUAUUGACGGACAUUUGUAAUAUAACUUUUACUAAUAUAUUAGUAGUGCUAUACCUAUAUCCAAAAUCUAUGUAAAUUGUCAGUAUGGAUUGACAUAAUGUGGCAGUCCACUGUCUUAUGAUUUGAUACCAUUGAAAAGAUUACUGCUUCAACAGUAUUGACAUAUAAAAGAAAAUUUAUUUAUUUAGAUCAGGGGAAUAGGGAAGGGUUAUGGAUAGGCAAUUUAUUACCCUUCACUAAUCUAAACUUUAAAAUAUUAUUACUCAUAAAUGGUAAAUCUGAAAUUAGUGUUAUGUACAUCAAAAUGUCUAGAAAAAUAUUCUCUAUUCAAAUCUGUGAUUAAAAGGGGGGAGUUCCUAUUUGAAAAUCAAAUGUAUGCACUUAUUUAAGGUAUAUAGAGUAGGGGUAAAAAAUCAAAAAUGAUUUUAAAAUAAAGCUUAAUGAUUAGAAAAAAGCAGAUAUCAAAUUCACUUAAAAUCCUCUGAAAUAAAUAUUGGUUCAUGAUAAAAAUAUCACCCUGUAUAUUAUUAUAUUUUGUUAAAAGUGGACAACUGAUCAAGAUAUAACAGACAGUAUUAUGAGCAUCGGCGUGACAGAUUUUAUUGAAGUCAAGUUUUUUGAAAAUCGAGGAAAUGGUCAAUCCAAAGGUUUUUGUGUUGUUACAUUGGGUUCAGAGCGUAGUUUACGCUUAGUUAUGGAUAGAUUGCCCAAAAAAGAACUCCACGGACAAUCACCUGUUGUCACAUAUCCAACUAAACAAGCCCUUUUACAGGUAAUUUUAAUUAAUGUAUAAGUUAUUAUAUAUAACUAUUUAAAUAAUUUAUAUUAACAAAAUAAUAAAGUAAAAACAAAAUUAUCAAAUGGGUAAUACUUGUAAAUAAGUAUAUAAAUAAAUGAAUGUGUCUUGUUUUUUGGAAGUCAUCUUCAGGUAAAAUCAAGUAAGUCAAAAAGUUGACUGGACUAAAUAUGAAAAAAUAAAUGAAGGAAUACAUAGAAAAUUCUACAAACUGAUUAUUAUUUUAUAUUAUUUAUAUUGUUUUAGUUUGAAUCACAAUCUAAAACUCGUCCACUAUACCCAACACAUAUUCAGAAUAUGCCUAUUAUGGGUGGUAUGGUAAGACCUCUGGGUGGACAAGUAAUGCAGCAACCAAUGCGUGGUGGUCCAAUGAUGCCACAGUCUCAAGGUAUGAGGAACAGAAUUCAAGGUAUGCAACAAUCACCUCAAGGUAUGCAACCACCAAUGGGUAUGACUAAUGGGCAUAGGAUACCAUUGCAACCAGGUGGGCAUAUGAAUAUUCACCAAUCAGGUCCACCUGGUCCUCCUGGUUAUCAAAAUCAAUGGAAUGGGUCUAAUCAGCAAAUGGGUAACAAUUAUAAUUUAUUUAAAUUUUUUAUAUAUACUCUGUUUUUUACAUUCAAGAAUAUUUGUUUGAUUUUGUUAUUUAGGGCCACUAAGAUCAGGAAUGCAACCUCAAGGACCAGUGGGACAGCCUAGAGGACCACCUCCUGGAAUGGUAAUUUUAUUUUCAAUUUUUGUAGAUAAUUUUUGUAACUGUUUGAAAUAUUUUCAGUUUCUACCAGGUCAAGGUCCACCACGAAUUGGACCACAUCAAGGUCCUCAGGGAUCUCCAGGACCAGGUGGACCACGUGGUGAUUGGAAUCGUCCUCCUGGAAUGCCUACUCAUCACAUGGCUCCCCCAGGUACUGGUUUUUCAUCUCAUCAACAAGGUCCAAUGCAAGGUCCUCCUGGCCAAGGUUAGUAUUGUACUCCUGUUAAACUUGAUGUGUAAUGUAUAUUUUAGAUUCUGAGUGGAGCGAAGAAGUUUGUGGUUUUACAAAGUUGUUGUGAUGAUCUGUGCGCAACUUUUCUACUAGAAAUCUUGUUUCGAUUAUAAUUUUAACUGUUUUUCUGAUAGGAAAUCAUUGUUGGGAGGUACUUUAAAGAGGUAAUUUUUCGUUUUCCUCAAGUGUUUUUUCAUCAAAUGCGAAAAAUGGGAAAAUUUACGAAAUAUAAUCUUAAGAUUUUUUUUUUUUGUUGACAACUUUUCUACUAGCAAUUUUGCUCCAACUUUAAAUGAUAGCAAUGUUUCUAAAAAGAAAUUUCACUUGGGAGGUACUUCUAAGAAAUCAUUUUUUGAUUUUCUAAGGAGUUUUCUCAUCAAAUGUAAUAAAAAGGAAAAUGUUCAAAAUAUAAUGCAAUUUUUUGCAAAAACUGAAGAAAAAACAGAAAAAUAUAUAAGAAAUGUAAGUAUUAGUUGAAAUAUAUUAUGGCCUUCUUUUUUUCUGUGCACAACUUAUUUACCACCGCUUUUGCUCUAAAUUUUAACAAUAGCAAUGUUUCUUAAAGGAAAUUUUACUAGGUAGGUAAUAAAGUAUUAAAGAGGUUAUUUUUUGAUUUUCUCAGUAGUUUUCUCAUCAAAUGUAAUAAACAGGAAAAUGUUCAAAAUAUAAUGCAAUUUUUUUUUCAGUGAACGUUUUUACCUACAAUUUUGCUAUAAUUUUUCUAAAAGGAAAUCUGACUAGGAAGGUAGAGGGUUCAUUUUUUGAUUUUCUCAGAAGUUUUCUAAAUAAAUGUGAAAAACUGGAAAAAUUAUAAAAUGUAGGUAUUACUUGAAAAAAAUAUUACAGCCUUUUUUCUUGAGAACAACUUUUCUAUCUGAAAUUUUGCUCCAAUUUUAAUGAUAGCAAUUUGUCUAUAAGGAAAUUUAAUUGGAGAGAUAUUUUAGAGAGGAUAUGUAAUUAUUUUACCAUAAUAAGACAUAUUAUAUUGCUGACAAAGCAACUACAAUAUCAAUUGAACUUCGCUCAAAAUUGAUAUUUUGUUAAUAAUGGAUAAUUGUUGCUAACAGAUAUACAUUAAAUUACCUAGAACAGCUUUUUUUAUUUAUGUUUUAAGUAAUAUUUUGUGAAAUUUAAAAAUUAUUUUCCUAUUUAAUAAAAAAUGAUUUAGGUCCAGUUCAAAUGAUGCAGGGAGGUCCGGGUCUAGUACCUGCACCUGCACCACAUGUUAAUCCUGCAUUCUUCACGACACCAAGUGGUGCAUCUCAGGGACCACCAAGUCACCAUAGUUAUGGUUCUCCCAAUUUACUUUCUUCCCGACCCUACAUGAGUAAUGAAAUGGGAAUGCCUGAACAAGAGUUGGAAGAAAUUAUGAACAGAAACAGAACUGUUUCUAGUUCUGCUAUAGCACGAGCCGUUGCUGACGCUGCUGCUGGCGAAUUCUCAAAUGCUAUUGAAACUUUAGUUACUGCAAUAUCAUUGAUUAAACAAUCUAAGGUGGCCAGCGAUGAGCGGUGUAAAAUUUUAGUGAGUUCUUUGCAGGAUACACUACACGGAAUUGAAUCAAAGAGUUAUAGUUCAAGGAGAGGUAAAUUUAUAUGCUUUACAUUGUAUUUUGUUUAUUUUAUCUGUAUUUUUAUUUGUAGAGAGGUCAAGAUCACCUCGUGACCGUGCGCACCGAAGAUCAAGACGUGAACGUACUAGAUCUCGUGAACGAGACUAUAGAGAUAGAAGCCGUGAUCAUGAAAGGGAAAAAGAUCGUGACAAGUAUGAUAAUUGUUUUGUUUUGUAUUAAUAUUAGUUAACAAGUCUAUAGCUUUAUAUUGUUAAAAUGUAGUCUACUAAUGUUGGCUAAAUUGUUAACUGGAACCACCUAGAUUAUAUUUAAUUAUAUUGAACUAGUUCAUUAAUAGACUAGAAUAUUGUUAUAUCAAACAUAACUUUGGUUGUAUAAUAUUUCUCAAGUAUACUAUAACUUAUGAUGUGGCUCUUUUAAUAAAAGCUAUAUAUAAAGGGUAAAAUAAUUUUGUUACUAUAACAGGUAUGUUGAUCGUUAUUAUACAUCGGACCGGGAUGGUGACAGAGAUAGGGAAAGAGAAAGAGAUCGUGAAUACAGAGAGAAGAGUCAUGAAGACAGGUAAGAUACUAGAAUCAUUUUUAAAAUGCUUGAACAAUUUAUUCUUUCUAGAAUACUUUGUACUUUUAAAGUUUUCAUACUUGUUGAGGGUAAAGUUUAUUGUUUAACAGUUCUGCAAAAGCAAGCAGCCGAAGUAGAAAAGUCACUCCGCCGGAUGUUACUGAGUCUGUUACUGUAUCUUCUAAAUCCAGGUAAUAUUACCAAAUGUUCAGAUCCUUUCAUCAAAUAUCCAAAAGAAAAAAAAAAAAAAAAAAUGCUAAUAUUUAUUAAUUAUUAUAAUAAAUAGUUUAUUGACUCCUGUGUUUUUCAAAUAGAUUAUUGUACUGUUUUUAAAUUUAUUUAUUAUUCUAGGUACUAUGAAGAUCGUUAUCGAGAACGUGAUAGAGAGCGUGACAGGGAACGUGAACGUGAACGUGAAAGAGAAUCAACUUCUAGUAGAAGACCAGUAGAUUCAGACAGAGAUAUUGACAGAGAUCGUAGAGAAGACAGGGCUGGAUCUUCACAUCGUAGUUCUAGACAUUAAUGCAUCUGUAGUAAGUAUUUGUUGAUUGUAAGUUUUAUGAGAUAGACAACUGAUGUUUAUUUUUUUAGUUUAUUCAAUUUUAGAAUAGAUUUUGAACAAAUUUCAAAUCUUUUUUUUUUUAAUUUUCAUUAGUUUUUAAUUUUUAUUAUUAAGUCAAUUUUAUGUUUUAUUUGAUGGUCUUUCUUAAUUAAAGUUCAUAUAAUUUUUAUGAAUUAUUGUUUAUAAAAUCAGAAUUCAAACUAUUUUUUUAAGAUAGGUAGGUACUCUAUGAUAAAAUUGUUAGACUUAUUAGAAAUAUUUGUAAAUUCAACAAGAGGUUCAUUAAGAGUUACUUUAUGUUAAAAAAAAAUUAAGUUAAAUGUAUUUUUUUUUAAAUGAAAUUAAAUACCGAAUUUUGACAAAAAUUGUUUGAGUAAAAAAUAUGUGAAACAAAUAUAAUUUUUAAAUUUUUUUUUUUAACUUAUGUAUAUUGUCUAUUUAAGAACGAUGAUGGAGUCAGACUGACUCAGUUUAGAUAUUAUAGCUUUUUGAAGUUCUGAUUUAUGGAUAUUAUAUGUUUGUUAUGUUUAAUAACUAUAUUGUAUUUUUUAAAGUAUGUUUGUUGUAGCUGAAUAUAUAUAUGGUUUUACAUAUAUAUAUACAUAGUUCAUACCCAUGUUUUUAAUUUUUCCCUUUUACCUAAACAUGGAAAAAAUUUAUAAUGAAUAAAAAUAAAUAUUAUAAAAAAUAUAUUGAAAUUAGAAAGUAAAAAAUAGUUUUAAGUUAGUUUAUAAUUUGAAUAUACAUUUUAAAUGAAGAUUUGAGUGGGUUUUUGUAUUGUUAUAUUGUUUACAGAGGGAAAAACGCUGAAAUAUUUUACAACUAUUACCUACAUUUUGUACAUUUUCUGGGUUUUCUUAUUUGUUGAUGAAAACCUGGGAAAAACAUACAAAAUUUGCCUCUCUAAUGUACCUUCCCAGUCAGAUUUCUUUUCAGAGAAUAAUUUGUUGACUAGUUUAAAAAAUUUAGGUUUGGUUAGGUUAUCAAUAUUUCUAUGAAUAUUUUGAAAUGUAUAUUCACCACAAAAUACAUAAAUGUUUAAGACUCUAUUGCUCUAUUAUAAAGCUAUUUAUUUGUUGUAAUAUUUACUAAUUUUUCUUAAGGGUGUCAUGCCUUAAGUAUAUUACAGAUUAUAGAAAUUAUUGAUUAUUGCCUAUUUGCACCGGUUAAUCAAAUGUUAACUCUAGGUAAUAGACUUAAUAAUUUUGAUUUAUUUUUAAUUCUCCUUUGGAGAUGAAACAUUUUUUAAAAAAUAGUUGUAUUCUAUAGUUCUUAGUUCUAUUAUUAAGCUAAAUAUUGUCUUAAUCAAUAUAUUUCUUUUUAAUAUUUUUCUUUUCUUAUAUUUCUUUUUUCUUCUUUCUUUUAUUUAUAGUUAUUUAUCUAUAGUGUUUACUGAAAUAAUUUUAACCAUUGUUUAUAUGUAUAAAUAUAUUAUAAUAAUAUAAUAACAAAGAAUAUUGACUUAUAGUUGAAUUAAAAUGUAUAUAACACUAAUAAUAUUACCCCAAUAUAAUUUAUUAAUAUUUGAUAAACAUUGUGUUAAUAUUUGUUACAGAUAAAGCAAAAUUGAAAAAAAAAAACAAAUCAGACCAGUAACUCGAAAAAUAAUCUAAAGAUUCUAACAUUAUAAAAAAACAAGUUUCCCAAUUUUUUUUUUCAGGUAGGUAGUUUUUAUUUUUAUUAUAAUAUCAGCUACUUAAUAAAAUAUGAAUUAUUAAUUUAUUAUAAAUUCAAAAUAUGUACUUAGAAAUCUAAGCUGUGAUUGUGCUAUCACAGGGUUGCCACCAAUGUGUUAUACUUAAAAUAGUAGAUAAAGUGACCAAAAUGUGACUUGAAUACAUCAAUAAAACAAGUUCCAUAAAGAUUUAGCCUAAUUUAGAAGUAUAUUAUUAUAAUUUUACAUAAGAUUCAUUGUGUUUGUAUUGACAUAACCUUAACAUUUUAGUAAUUUGAAAACAUAUCCAUUUUUAAAUGUAGGUAGAAUAGAU
Messenger RNA from Cinara cedri, 11006 nucleotides. The record is from the annotation of a GenBank genome assembly. NCBI's taxonomy places the organism in Eukaryota, Metazoa, Arthropoda, Insecta, Hemiptera, Aphididae.